Molecule: messenger RNA, 939 nt
Organism: Archocentrus centrarchus (flier cichlid)
Lineage: Eukaryota; Metazoa; Chordata; Actinopteri; Cichliformes; Cichlidae
Product: transmembrane and immunoglobulin domain-containing protein 1-like
Exons: 6
Coding region: 100-837 (245 amino acids)
Biological process (GO): cell-cell adhesion
Cellular component (GO): plasma membrane; cell-cell junction
Molecular function (GO): cell adhesion molecule binding
Source: RefSeq, a predicted model, not a curated record
GAGGAAAGUUAGAGAACACUGGUGGGAGGGAGCAAGAGUGGCAGGGAGGGAUUGGAGUAAGAGAGCGCAAGGGUUCAUUAAAGGCAAAAUAUAGUGAAGAUGAUCCUCAGAGCUGCUCUUUUCCACUUGUUCCUCUUCUGUGCAAGCCAGAUUUUAGCCAUUAAUAUCACAUCUGAUCCAGGAAAUGACAGUGAGGGUGUUAUACACGUAGGCCUUGAAGGGCCUGUGUCUCUGGUCUGUGCACUUGAUACUCAGCCUGAAGAAGAGCUGGUCUGGCUCAGGAAUGAUGCCGUGGUUCGUCUGGAGGAUGGAAACAAGAAGGGUCGCAGCGCUGUGUGUGUUACACCCAUCCAUGAAGAUAAUGGUGCCAUGUUCACUUGUUACCAAAAAGGAAAUUCCACAGUUAGGGCCUCUGUCACGCUGAAUGUCACAUUUGCCCCAAAUAUAUCUGGAUCAGAGGAGGUUACAGUUGAAGAGGAGGGUGUCCUUGUCUUGGAGUGUGACAUCAGGGCCAAUCCACUUCUCUCCUCUGUGACGUGGACACUAAAUGGAAGCCUGGUGGAUCUGCGGGCAGGUGGCUUCUCUGUGAUCAAUAACGGCUUGACGAGCCAGCUGAAAGCCAGCAAAGUGGAGAAAAGCUUGCAUGAAGGCAUGUAUCAGUGCACAGUGGUCAGUCCCAUGUAUGGAGUACGCAACAAGCUUUUCCAGGUCACAACAACAGGCAAAACCUUGAAGUUCCCACUGGGGCCCAUUAUAGCUGGGGUGGUGGUGGUGGCCCUUACUGCACUUUUUGCUGUUGUUUCCAGGUGGAAGAAAAUCACAAAGUGCUGCAAGUAAGUUGUGCCCAAAAACACCAUUCUUCUCAACGUCACCAAAUGAGACAAGCCAUGAAGAUAACGCCACUCUUCAGUGCAAGACUGAUUAUUCAUUUAUGUGACC